Molecule: messenger RNA, 3386 nt
Organism: Phycodurus eques (leafy seadragon)
Lineage: Eukaryota; Metazoa; Chordata; Actinopteri; Syngnathiformes; Syngnathidae
Exons: 10
Coding region: 1965-2705 (246 amino acids)
Source: RefSeq, a predicted model, not a curated record
UCCGUGGAUUGGUCGCAAUGAAAUAGAAAUAUAAACCUUUUGGGUAAAUAUUGGACCAGCGGCCUACCUCCUGCUCCUGCCCGGCGUUCAGCGGGCAGCGGGAAGGCUUGCCCCGGUUGACGCCGGUCGCCACCGGCUUCUGUGAGUCGUCGUCGGCGGCAGCGGCGGCCAUGGCAUCGCUGGACUUAUCGGCGUCGCCCGCGUCCGAGAACACCACCAUAACUUUGGGCAGCGGCAGCGUUCGCCGCUCCUGGAUGAAGCGUCUCACCCGAGUCGUCGCCGCCGCCGGCAGCAGGGGGCUGCGGGACGGAGACUGCCGCUCCCCACCACCGCCGCCUUCGGAGCCGUUGGAGCUGCUCGCACCAUUCUGCUGCAUCCGCUGCCGAGCAUCAACAACAACAACAACAACACUCCUACUACUACUAAUGAUAACAAGUCGACCUAGAAGCUACACUAACACACUACUGUUUCAUACGAUGCGGAACCGGUGUCAUUCAACCGGGCCCCGUUUAAAUAGAUGUUAAACCACAGCUACUUUAAGGGGGUCGGGGGUGUUUUCAUUUAGCUGUUUUCUCUCCUAUGUACGACAACGGCGCCAAUGAUAUACGUCAGCACGUCAAGCGCGUCAAAGCCACGAAUAUGAGCUACGUGCCUCCAGCGACACGAAGCUAGUAAGGGCAAAGUCAUCCGCGCACGACCUGUGUGGACGGCACGAAAAACGAAAGAACAACCGUAUGCAGACAACGCCAUACAAUCACAACAAGGGAACUGGGAAUGACCAUUCAUAGAUAACAGUACUUUUAUUGCUUUACAUAUGUACUGUACUUGAUAGCACACGCUUUAGCUUUGACAAAAAAGUAAACCUCGUGAAAAUCGGUGGCGAAAUGAACACGGUUACGACUUAAUUUUAAUGUCCAUGCAUUGCCUUUGACGGGAACGUCGACCUCCCGAACAUGGCCGCCACGUAGACACGUCUGGGCAGCCGCGCUUGUUAUUCUAGUCGUAAUAGCUAUGGUGCUAGCUAUGACGCAAACAAUUCUAGAAUUACAUUUAUUAAGAGGGAAUUGAAAAUGUUACACCGAGUCAUUUAUGGCUGUAUUUUAAUGCCAGCAACAAUAUCUGCAAGUCAUUUGGGGAAAAUUACCUCUGCUAACUCCCUCGCCUGUAGCGUUGCUAAUGAUUUGAAUGUUAACAGUUCUGUAAAAUACCUGAACGUACUAAAUUGAAUUGCAAGCUAUCUAGCUAGUCCAAGAUGACGUAGAAAUUCAGUUUAAAUGUAUUAAUACUCAGUAAGACAGCUAGUUUAUUUACUAUAUUGUAGAAGUCUACCCCGUCAUACUGAAAGUUGAUAGUUACACAAAGACAAAAGUAUUAGAAACUCCUAAUAGUAUGGUGUAUUAUAACUCAAUACGUUCUUACGGAGAACCUAAAUGCAUUCUGCAUGAUUUGUAAGCGAUCUUAAGAUUUCAAUGUUUGAUCAAGUUUCAUUUUAAAGCAGGGUUUUCUAAAAUAAGCGUUUGGGGCCUCAAAAUGGGCCACAGCUCCAAUUGUAAUGGGGUCGUCCAUUAUCAGCGUAAAAUACGGUCACACAAUAUUCACAGCAGUGUUGCAGAAUGGAAUGGACUCAUUUUCCAAAUUCUACAUGCAGCACCCCAUAAUGAAAACAUAGGACAAGUUUUUUUUUCCCCAGAAUGUUUCCAAAUUUGGUCAAACUAAAUAAUGCUCUGCUGACAUCUGUGCCGUUUUGCCACACACAGUAAUAAUAAUAAAAUUCCGUUUUCGAGGUGUUCAGAGAAUUCCAUUGAAUUUGUGCUUGAUUUGUGCUCUGACGUGCACUGUGCGAUAUAAACAGGCGAGUUCAUAUCCCAAGUCACGUUCAAUCAACUUGACCAAUUAACAAUCGACUUUACCACUUGUGGACUUAAGCUGUAGACAAUGCAGUAACUACAACUAAGUGUCAUUUAAUGCAUCUUUGCCUUUGUUUUGUGUGUCCACUUGAAAUGAAAAACAUUUUGUGGUUCGCGCUGAGGUUCCCAGCGUGUCUUGAAUGUGUGACGGAUGUGACAAGUUGUUGUAAAAGGAAGCCAACAUACACGCUUCACCGCUGCUGUCGACUCGAGCCGACGCAGGAAGGAGACCAGCUGGACCACCAAAGGUAUGCUGGGAAAUUCGAGCGUGCAGUGUGCGGUAGCAACUGCUGCGUCGCUGGCCUCGCUGAGUCUGUUGGGCCUGCUGUGUCUAAGAUGCAAGAGAAAGUCCAAGACCAUACACGAAGAUGCUCAAAUAUACAACCUGCACACAUUCGUGAGGGGAGCAGAUUCGCUGUAAUGCAAUCCAAAAAAGUCACCAAAUCCAAUCAAACGAUCACAUCCUCAAAUGAGGGCGUUUGUCCAAGAGCUGUAGCUGCAUCACCACCCAGAAGUUGGGAACAUAUUUAUGUAGAUCCACUGCCCGUCACAGUUUAUGAAAAUGAGCUGACGCCAUUAAAGAUGAAAGUUGCCGAUCCCGCCGCGACUUACUACGCAAACGUGGAUGGCGCGGCGCUGAUAAACGACGACAGCGACGAGUAUGAAAACGCUGGGUUCCUGGCACAAAACGCUCACCACCUGGAGAAUGGUAAGCACAUCAUCACUCCCUGCGCACAGACAGUUAUUGACUUUAAAGUGUCCUCUUUUCUUUGGACCAGAUCUGUUGUACGAGAAUGAAAAAGCAGCCUGUCGCGGAUGUGAAAGAGGACACUUGCUUGUAUAACCAGGCUGCCGCCUGGUGGUCAAACAGUGAUUCCCAAACACUGUCGCCAGAGAUAGGUGUGCCACGGGAAAUGAUCCAAUUUCACUUAAUUGGUAUGAAAACGAUUUACUACAAAUAAUGCAUCUUUGUUCAUCUAUCUAUGCCAGCGACAUAUGGUGACAUGCGGUGGCGGCUGGUCAAUAGAUGCACAGUAGCGCCUCUUCAAUGCAAUAGAUUGGGCCAAGGCGGGGUGUCAUGGAGGAAUGCACACUCCCACCAGAGAGCGAAUAAAACUUGCAUCUCAAGGCGCCACUGUAUAUUUUUCGGACAUUUUUGUUCAACGGUCUGCCCAAUGUAAAGUAUGUGCCUUUGCUCAAUAAAUGUGAAAUACCGGUCAAACAAGGAAAAAUGACUUAGAGUUUCAGAAGGAAUAGAAGAGCAGCGGAAAGGUUUUAGGGACAUUUAUUAACUUGAACAGGCAGCCAGAACCGUCAGAAGGUGCACAAACGCCACAUGAAACGUUCCUUUAUAUCGAUGCCCAAUGUAUGUGUAGAAGUAGUGAUGCUGUGAAUAUCCACUAAUCACACACAAUUUAGCAGGGAAUGACUGCAGGAGCGUAACACGCGCAGUCGAAAAUCUGUAGUGAUGUCAAGUUU